AUAUCAGUGGAGGGUGCAAGAAUGCAGUAGAAGCGUUCUCUGCUAGGAUUAGGGAGGAAGAAUUAUCUAUUAUCUAUCUAAAGCCCGAUUUACAAUAAUAGCGAGUAAUACUUCUAGCUCGGUUACAAGCGCACUCAGCACAUACUGUAGAAUAGGGGUGUUGUGUUCUCACCCAGCUGCACUGUUAAAACUGGACCGGAGCUGUUAAGAAUAAAGAAAUAAGGACUGAACAUGUCUGUGGUGGGAAUUGAUGUGGGUUUCCAGAACUGUUACAUCGCUGUUGCCAGGAGCGGCGGCAUUGAAACCAUUGCAAAUGAAUACAGUGACAGAUGCACUCCAGCAUGCAUUUCUCUGGCCUCUAAAAACCGGACCAUUGGAAAUGCUGCUAAAAGUCAGAUCAUAACUAACUUUAAGAACACGGUUCACGGCUUUAAGAAGUUUCACGGUCGAGCGGUUGAUGACCAAUUUGUUCAAGGGGAAAAAUCCAAGUUGCCUUACAACCUUCACAAACUGGACAAUGGCAGCACUGGAAUAAAGGUACGUUAUCUGAAUGAGGACAAGGUGUUUACCAUCGAGCAGAUGACUGCCAUGUUGCUCACCAAGCUGAAAGAAACGUCUGAGCAUGCCUUGAAGAAGCCUGUGGUGGACUGUGUGAUAUCUGUCCCCAGCUUCUUUACGGAUGUAGAAAGGAGAUCCCUGAUGGACGCAACUCAGAUUGCUGGGCUGAACUGCUUGAGGCUGAUUAAUGACACAACAGCAGUGGCCUUGGCCUAUGGCAUCUAUAAACAGGACUUGCCAAACCCAGAGGAGAAACCCCGUAAUGUUGUGUUUGUUGACAUUGGGCACUCAUCUUAUCAAGUCUCCAUUGCUUCCUUUAACAAGGGGAAAUUGAAGGUGUUGGCUACAGCAUUUGACCCAUAUUUGGGCGGACGCAACUUUGAUGAGUUGCUUGUGGAAUAUUUCUGCGGAGACUUCAAAAACCGUUUCAAACUCAAUGUUAAAGACAACCCAAGAGCCCUUCUAAGGCUCUAUCAGGAGUGUGAGAAACUGAAGAAACUCAUGAGUGCAAACUCUUCUGAUCUCCCUCUCAACAUUGAGUGCUUCAUGAAUGACAUCGAUGUCCAUGGGAAAAUGAACAGGGUGCAGUUUGAAGAGAUGUGUGCUCAGCUCUUGAUGAGAGUGGAGGCGCCACUGAAAUCGGUCAUGGAACAAUCAAAGCUUAGCAGAGAUGAGAUCUAUGCCAUUGAGGUGGUGGGCGGAGCCACCAGAAUCCCGGCCAUAAAGGAGAGAAUCUCAAAGUUCUUUGGUAAAGACAUCAGCACCACGCUGAACGCAGAUGAGGCUGUAGCACGUGGAUGUGCGUUACAGUGUGCAAUCCUGUCUCCAGCCUUCAAAGUCCGAGAGUUCUCCAUCACAGACGCAGUCCCCUUCCCGAUUACUCUGCGCUGGAAGUCUCAGACAGAUGAAAGUGUCGGCUGUUCAAUGCUCCUCGUUUAUAAAGAAUAUUCAAAACGAGAAAAUAUAUUCAGCACUAAUAAAAUGCAGGUGGACCAGGAAGGCCAAGGAGAACAGCCCACUGAAGAGGAAAAGAUGAAUAACUCUGGCAAUAAGGAUGGUGAUAAACAAGAUCAAGGUGCAAGCAGUAGCAAAGCCAAUACAAAAGUGAAGAGUGUUGAUCUGCCCAUUUGGGCCAACACCACCCGACAGCUGGAUCAAGAUGUGCUCAACAACUUUGUUGAUUAUGAAAAAAAAAUGAUCAUACAAGACAAGCUGGAGAAGGAGAGAAACGAUGCUAAAAAUGCUGUGGAGGAGUAUGUUUACGAAGUGCGAGACAAACUGUGUGGCAUCUAUGAGAGAUAUGUCACUGAAGAUGAAAGUAACCGACUCACUAUAAUGCUUGAGGACACAGAGAUCUGGCUGUAUGAAGAAGGAGAAGACCAGGAGAAAGAUAUCUAUCAGGACAAACUGUCUGAACUCAAAAAGUUUGGUGAGCCCAUUGAAGAACGGUACAGAGAGCAUGAGGGUCGACCCAGAGCGUUCGAUGAGCUAGGCAAGAAAAUUCAGCUUUUUAUGAAGGCGGUGGACAUGUAUAAACAGAAGGAUGAGCGCUACCAGCACUUGAGCGCCGAGGAGAUGAGUGUUGUUGAGAAGAGUGUGUGUGAAGCUUUAGGCUGGAUGAAUACAAAGAUGAACGCCCAGAGCAAACUUACAGUUGCUCAAGACCCAGCAGUCAAAGUAGCAGAGAUCAUUCAGAAGAUUCAGGAGUUAGAGGAUGUUUGCCAUCCUGUCUUCAACCGACCCAAACCCAAAACCGAGGAGCCUGUAGAAGAGGGAGACAAAAACAAUGGGGCACAUAACGGCCCCGCAGCACAGCAAGGUGCAGACAGCAAAGGCAAUCAGCAGAUGAAGCCUCCGUCUGGAGAGAUGGAGGUGGACUGAGCUCUUCCUCACUCAACCAUCUAAUUCUGCUGCCAUUCUCACUUAAGCCACUAUUAAACCUUUUCAACUUACACUGAACCGAUAGCUGGAACCAUUCUCUUUGUGUCCACCACUCAGUUGGCUGUAUUUGUGCAUCUGUUUGUAGACGUCUGCUCCUCUGUUGGUUUUCUCUUGUACCUAUUAAGGGACUGGGUCAGGCUGUCCUUCAAGUGUUGCAGCUGUAUUGGAAACACAGUCCGGGAUUGGACAUCCACAGUAGGAUCAUAUAGAAUAGAUGUAGUUCAAUAGCUGAAACGAUGCUGCCGCUCUUAACAAAAAGCUAUCCCUAAAACAAUGUGAUGCAUUCUGGGAGACCCAAAGGCAUUCUUGAGGUGAAUCAUAUCACUUGGUAACUUGUUAUGGGAACAUGAAUUAAAAUACUGUCUGAUCAAUCGUUAAGAUUGAGGGAAAAGAAGCAAAUAUGUAUGCAAUACAUAUAAAUAUAUGGUUUAUAUUUGUAUUUAAUAUAUACAUUUCUAAAGGAUGUGUUGUCUAGAGCCUGUAAAUAUUCUUUUAGUAAUUUGAAUUUAUGGGUGCUUAGAUAUAGGUACACUCCUAUUGUUGACAUUGCAAUGCUUUCAGCUCCGUAGUGUCAUAUGAAAGUAGAAUGUUUUGAGCAGGUCAUUCCUUUUUCCCCCAGUUUUCAUGCAGUCCCAUAUCAAGUCUUGAGGUUUGAUGAUCACAAAUAAUAAAACAUGCCUUUAUGACUGAA
Messenger RNA from Sinocyclocheilus rhinocerous, 3190 nucleotides. Its product is annotated as heat shock 70 kDa protein 4-like. Gene Ontology annotation, cellular component: nucleus; cytosol. Bases 232 to 2439 code for a protein of 735 amino acids. The transcript has 18 exons. The record is from RefSeq and is a predicted model, not a curated record. Gene Ontology annotation, biological process: protein folding. NCBI's taxonomy places the organism in Eukaryota, Metazoa, Chordata, Actinopteri, Cypriniformes, Cyprinidae. Gene Ontology annotation, molecular function: ATP-dependent protein folding chaperone; ATP binding.